AUGGAACAUGGCGCGUGCAACAUCAUAUACAUCGACCGGCGGGCCAACGAUGAGCGUGUGCGCCGCGAGACGCUGUCCAAGUCGCUCGUUGCGAGGACCAGCACGGGCAGCGUCGGACAGAGCUACUUCGCCCUGGGCAAGACGCCGCCGGCCGAGGUGCAUGCCAACGUCGAGGCCAUCCUCUCCAUGUUCAACGAAGUCCACAUAUGCGGCUCAGGCAGGUCUGGCCUGUCCAAGAUAUUCCAGAUCCUCGACUCGUCCAAAGCAAACGUCCCUACCUUUAUCCUGAUAGACAUCCCGUACGACGAGGAGCAGCGACGGAAGCGCCUAUCCCGCGAACCUCGCACACCCUCGCCCACAACCGCGCGCACAAAGCGAAUGGACACCAACGAGCCAGACGACACAUACGGCAUGCACCUGCUCACGCACAUCUCCUCGGAAAUCUCGUCGCGGAAUUUCUCGAAACUCGUCGUGCCUGUCGUCAUGUUGACCGGGCUUCACCGUGACUACAACUCCACGGCUCUGCCCUCGCCAAGCAUCGUUGGAGCGCAAGUCUUCGCGGACACGGUCCGCUUGUCUCGCUACCUGGAUGCCGGCGCUGUCGACGUGCUGUCAAGUCCCCUGUCCAAGGAUCGCAUGCACGGUCUGGCCAUCCACGCCCAUCGGUUACAAAAAGAAUGGAUGCGCGAAGAAGCAAGUUUUAUGACGACUAAGAGGAAUCGGAAGCUGUCUUGGGUCGGCGUUGACGAUGCGAAACCAUAUGCGUAUCUACGCGAGGCAAUGGUGUCGAAUCUGAUGACCGGCAUAUGUAAUCCUGAGGCCGUGGGCGAGCACAUUGAUUCGAGUGACUUCCAUCUCGACGAUGACCGAAAAGCAUUCGUCGCAGAAAAAGUGGGGACAUGGGCUUUCUCAGCGCACGACUUCACCGAUGACGAGUUACUCUACGGCGCUCUUGUCAUGCUCGAGCAUGCGCUUCAGAUGCCUGAGUUGGAGAGAUGGAGCAUGCCCGAGGAUGAACUCAUCGUUUUUCUCCUAUCAAGCCGCGCAGCCUACAACGACUUUGUCAAAUAUCACAACUUCCGCCAUGUAGUCGAUGUCCUCCAAGCCCUGUUCCACUUUCUUGUACGGAUCGGUACCCUGCCACCAUAUCCUUUGGACAGUAGCUCCAACGCGCAAAUUUCUCGGUCUUCGAUAGCCGAACUCCUCACGCCUUUCGACGCGCUCACACUCCUCAUCUCUGCAAUCGGACACGAUGUCGGGCAUCCGGGUGUCAACAACGCUUUCCUAGUCGCGCUCAACGCACCGCUCGCGCAACUCUACAACGACCGCUCUGUCCUCGAAUCCUUCCAUUGCGCCGCUUACUCGCAAAUCCUACGCCGCUAUUGGCCCAAGAUCUUUGCCGAUAUUCCUAUGCGAAAGCUCAUGAUUAACAAUAUCCUCGCAACCGAUAUGGGGUUGCACUUCAGAUAUAUGAGCGACUUGGGUAAUCUCCAAGAGAAGCUCGCCCACAAAGAAGAUGUCAUCGACGGGUGGAACGCUAAAGUUAGGGAGGAGAAUCGGGACUUGGCUUGUGGCCUUCUUAUCAAGUGCGCGGACAUUUGCAAUGUUGCGCGUAGAUACGAUAUUGCCGCCAGAUGGGCCGACGUUCUCACCGACGAGUUUAGCAACCAGGGCCUUAUGGAGGAAGAACUGCAAAUGCCAUCUUGCCUGUUCGGUGGGCCGCCUGUUCGCGAGGAUCUGAUUAAGCUUGCAGAAUCUCAGAUUGGCUUCAUGAAUAUCUUCGCAAGACCGCUGUUCGAGGCUGUUGCGGAUAUCCUCCCUACUAUGCAUUUUGCUGUGGAAGAGAUGCUCGCAAACAAUUCCGUCUGGGAGAGGAAGAUAGACGAGGAACGUCAGAAGAGCAAGAGGAACCAAAAACUGUCUCUGGGCGAACUACAACCUCCAGCUUUUGUGGUCGACUCCACUCCAAGCCCGUUGUCGCAUAGUCCCGCCACGUCGUUUGUCGAUAUGCCCGCGUCGUCGAAUGCUCACAGCUUGGGCAAGGUCACCUCCGAAGCCGCUUAUCGCCGGGAAUCCAUCGGUUCGGCAUUAUCCGGGUCUCGAAGAUCCUCCCUGGGUGUAGAUAAAGGCUCACGACGUUCCUCCCUUCUCGGUGCCCAGGGGAUAGUUUCUCGAGAGAACCAGGGCUCUUCCAGACGGGGAAGUGGGGACGCAAGUCUGACGGCAAUCCUGGUCACACAAACCCCGAACACGGCCAAGGCACCCACAGGCGAGUCACCGUCGAACUUUGAGGAUUGUUCAAGAGCGGACCGCAGAAAUACCUCGAGAUUAUCCAAGGAUAAGGAAGGCGAGAGACCUGUCACGGCUCCCACACACGUGAGGCGCAGUCAGGCUACCGAUCUUUACCCCAUGCCCUUGCCGUCGUCACAACAUCACUCCCAAGUCGAUCUGUCCCACGCCCCUAGCGAUACUCUCGACGGCACGAAAUUGUCACCUUGGGAUAAUAACAAAGCUAGUGGCGAUAGCAACGGAACACGGUACGACGUCUCGCGCGAUCUAAGCUGGUGGCGACAAAUGAGCACUCGACGACGCAGUACACGGACCGACGUGAGAAACGGCGACGCAAAUGUUCGAGCUCAACAUAAGGAAAUGACGCUUGAUUACCCCACUCCAAGCAACGAUUCGACUACAAAUUCGAAUCCACACCCACAUCCGCAUCCGCAUCCAUCGCCCGCCGGUUGUCCCAGCGUGGAAAGAAGGACCACGUCCGGCAAGAUACGCAGUUUCUUCAAGAGGAAACCCAGGGGCCAGGAUGAACCGGAGAAACAAUCGUCUAGUUUUGGGAGCUCCUCGCAGCUUCAAACACCGCCCACUAGCGACCCGGGACGAUCUUUGAAUAGCGACGACUGA
Molecule: messenger RNA, 2910 nt
Organism: Dothidotthia symphoricarpi CBS 119687
Lineage: Eukaryota; Fungi; Ascomycota; Dothideomycetes; Pleosporales; Dothidotthiaceae
Product: HD-domain/PDEase-like protein
Exons: 6
Coding region: 1-2910 (969 amino acids)
Biological process (GO): signal transduction
Molecular function (GO): 3',5'-cyclic-nucleotide phosphodiesterase activity
Source: RefSeq, a predicted model, not a curated record